AUCAGUCAGCUUAUAUGAUCCUUAUUUCAUACUAUGGAUAAGAGCAACACCAACAUUGUUUUAAUUACAAUUCAAUCGAUACAAGAAACAAUUUCAAACCGUUUUGGACUUUGACGAAGCAUUUGUCGUUUAAAAGUGCAGAUGCUUUUUCUGUGUUGCUCUAAACCCUCCUGUGGCGGAAACGAAAGUUACGGCUUUGCAUGCGCUGAUCUAAUUGUUCAGCUCUUCAUCAACGCUGAGAUGUUUGCAAUUCCCUAAAAUGGCUAUGUCUUGUCGUGGACGUUCCGGUGAUGAAAUGAUGGUCUCCGGAAAUAAAAACGGCUGGUAAUUGUAGUCAAAGAUGAGGUUAGGUGUACAUGAGUGGUUUGAUGUUUGCGGUUCAUGGGUCGGAGGUAUGAAUCAUCUCGCUGACGUUCUUCGGCCUUUCGGGGCGCCGUGAGGUCACGACCCCUGUCAAACACUGCGUCUCGUGUCGAUGCGUUCAGAAACCCUGCGCAGAGAGCUUAUAAACGCUUCAGAUGGUCCUCCUGUCACACGAGAAGACUCGCUCACAACAGACAAUCGCUCUCAAAUCAGUCCUGCUCCUCGACACAAUGGUCCGAGAACGGGUCUUCCUGCUAACCGUGACCUGCUCCGUCUUGAUGUUGCUAGUGCGCUGCGAUGACUUUCUAGAGAUCCGCUCGCCAGGAGAUAACAUGAAGGCCCAAGAGGAGAAAGAACUGAUUGAGGCUCUUCAGGAAGUUCUUGAGAAACUGAGGAACAAACAGAUUCCCACGGCGGAGAAGAAGUUCGGGUGGGUUCCGUCGGGAAACAAACCAACUAAUAGGUCACCUCAAACAUUAAUAAUUCAUCAAAUCCAUUUCCAAUCCUGUUGUUUAAACAUUAAGAAACUUGAAGGGAUUGACUAAAGCCGCAAGCUCGCUCACGUCCCCCUAGACUCUAUAAUUUCUAUAGAGUCGGUCCAUAGACCUUAUUCACAACAGUGCCAUCUUUGGUGUUUAACAGGAAUGAAAGCGAACCCUUGAACUUACAUUAGUGUGAUAUAAAACUACCUAAAAUGACAGAAACAACUUAUUUGAGGUGUAAUUUGGUGUUUUAAUUUCGCUGGCAUCCCAUUAGAUUACAUGGAGACCUUUACUGCAGCCAGACACCAGGGGGCGCUAGAAAUAUUUUGGUUUACCUUACUUUUUAGGAUUUGUGGCAUGAGUCAGACACGAUAGAUAUACACUAGACCUCGCCUUGUCCACAGCGGUUCAUUUGAACGAAUGCGUGAAUAGAGCCGCCAUCACGGCACAGGGGAGCCCCUCCUCUUUAUGCAUCAGCGUCAA
Messenger RNA from Pimephales promelas (fathead minnow), 1328 nucleotides. The record is from RefSeq and is a predicted model, not a curated record. NCBI's taxonomy places the organism in Eukaryota, Metazoa, Chordata, Actinopteri, Cypriniformes, Leuciscidae.